AUUCGCAAGCCGAACCGAAUGCUGCGAAGAGUCUUCAUGUCAGACCCGGUCCGCCACUUUCUUUCCGGAAGCAAAGCUGAAAGCAAGCAAGAGUCUGUCGUCUCCUCGUUUCCAAGUCUUCCUGCUUGACAUCGCUUCGACACCGUCCAUGGAAGAAUCGCCAUCUUCUUCUUCUUUUUCCUUCUCGACGACCCCGCUGCAUCCUCUUUCGUACUGGGAUUGUCUCCAACUGUUUCUUCUCCGUCCGGCUCUCGCCAUCUCCUUCGUCUUCUCCUUCAUUCUUCUCGGAUGGGUUUUGGCGUGGAAGCUAGUUCUGGUUCACGUCCCUCUGGUUCAGGAGAUCUUCGGCCUCCGGAAGAAGACCGUCAAGCCGAAACCUCCGACCCGCCAUCGGCUUUCGAAGUUCUACAGUAGCAUGGAUCGAGAUCCCCAACGAUCCGACUCUAAAAAGCCGAAUUGAGAUCGUUUAUCCAGAUUGAGCAACUCUCGGAUGAGGGAGGAAAUCAAGAAUCUUGGGUCACCGUAUUUGACAAGGAUGAGGAACCUCAGAAUUGUCUGCCGGAGGCAUGCUGAUAUUCCACACCAAUCUCUGAUGGUGUCAAUAGGUCAGAAUGGUUGAAGAUCAUCCGGUUUGUAGAUUACCAAUCUUGAUACAUCGGAGGUGUGAUUAUUCGAUCUGUGCAUAUUUCAGUUCCAUCUCAUCAGUGUAAAUAUUCAUUCAGUGCAUAUUCUGUUCCGUCUCUUUGUCCAGUCCAAAUUACACGGAGUUUAUGCUUGCCUUGCUACAAUUUGACUGAUACCGUCCGAACCAUAUAUGCUCAUAUUUUACUAUUUCAGUUUGAUUA
Messenger RNA from Eucalyptus grandis, 845 nucleotides. RefSeq lists its product as uncharacterized. The record is from RefSeq and is a predicted model, not a curated record. Lineage: Eukaryota; Viridiplantae; Streptophyta; Magnoliopsida; Myrtales; Myrtaceae. The transcript is spliced from 3 exons. The coding region runs from base 149 to 460 and encodes 103 amino acids.